AGCACCUCAACUGAAUGUGCCCAACUUAAACCCCUCCACACUCUUUGUAUCUCGAUCUCACCUUUAUACCGCCGCCCACUUUCUCUCAAGGCUUCUUGCUCACUCGUCCUAAACAUACUGACCUUUGCUAUAUCACUCCUUGCGAGCUCAUCAUGGCGCCAGGUGCUAGUCUUAUAACAAAGCUCAAAGUUCAGCUUAAGCUCACCAUCGCGCGGUUGCGCAUGGUUCAGCAGCGCGAUGAACAGCUUGGAAAGACCGCGCGACGAGCCAUGGCUCAGCUCCUCGAGGCCGGAAAGGAAGACUCAGCCCGCAUUCGCGUCGAGAACAUCAUUCGAUCCGAUAUCACCUCCGAGCUUCACGAGAUGCUUGAACUUUACUGCGAAUUGCUACUUGCUCGCGCUGGACUGAUGGAGGGUCAUACUGUUGAUCCUGGUCUGGAGGAGGCUAUCCAGAGUCUGAUAUAUGCGGCGCCCAAGACGGAGAUCAAAGAGUUGGCGACAGUGAGGACGCUAUUCGCGGAGAAGUAUGGGAAGGACUAUGUGCUUGCGGCGACGGAGAAUACGGAUGGAAAGGUCAACGAGAAGGUCGUCAAGAAACUCAGCGUCACGCCCCCGCGCGAAGAGCUUGUGGUGGGAUACCUGGAAGAAAUCGCCAGAGCAUACGGAGUAGACUGGCCCAAGCGGGAGGCAGUCUCACCACCCCCCGAACUCCUUGACGACGAUGAUGAUGACGACGACCAAGGCGGCCAGAAACAAAAGGUUCUCGAAACACCUCUCGCAGCAGAUUCCAAAGAUCCAGUGUUAAACACACCAGUUAAGAAACUAGCUGGAGGCGGCCCCACAAGUCCUUUGACAGUGACACCGCCGCGGAUGACGACUGACAACAUACAUCCCAAGGUGACGCUUGGUUCAGUAGAGUUGAAGCCUAGUAAGAAGGCGGAGCCUGCUGCGAGGAAGGGUGAGCCUGAUGGAUCGAUUCCGGAUCUUGGGGACUUGGAGAGAAGGUUUGCGGCGCUGAAGAAGCGAUGAGGUGCUCUGGAUGAAGUGAUGGCAUUGCGCAAUGUGGAGUUUUUAGGGUUUAUUUUGUUGAUGAAGAUGUGAUGUGAGCCUGUGAAUUGUGUUUAAGAAUAUGAUGGUGAGUAGAUGAAAGGUCUAUUCAGUGAGGGGCGUGCUCAACUUCGUCAGAGUGAAUCAUGUCGCAUCUCGCUGUUGGAUGUUCUAGUAUCAAGGGGCAUUGAUUCUGAGUCGUG
This is a messenger RNA of Fusarium oxysporum Fo47, 1249 nucleotides long. Its product is annotated as regulator of Vps4 activity in the MVB pathway-domain-containing protein. The coding region runs from base 153 to 1028 and encodes 291 amino acids. The record is from RefSeq and is a predicted model, not a curated record. Lineage: Eukaryota; Fungi; Ascomycota; Sordariomycetes; Hypocreales; Nectriaceae. The transcript has 2 exons. Gene Ontology annotation, biological process: protein transport.